UCCGGCUAAAGGAAGACUCUCACUUAAAACGUGCCGUGAAGAACAACAGGAAGCGCUUAACUUAGAAAGAUGAACUGCAGAAUCCCAGUCACCGUGGCUGUCUUUUUCCUGGCUCUGACUGUUCUCUCUGAAGGCAUUGAGCUGCGCUGCCAAUGCAUUAAAAAGGAGUCUCGUUUCAUUCAUCCCAGACGGCUUCUUAACGUUGAGCUGUUCCCCAGUGGGCCACACUGCAAAGACGCAGAAGUCAUUGCAAGUUUGAAAACUGGUGAGAAAAUCUGCUUGGAGCCAACUGCCCCCUGGGUAAAGUUAAUCAUCAAGAAGAUCUUGGAAAGCUCCCAGUCAAAAUCAAGAGUGAAAAGAGCGAGCCAGUAAGAAGAUGACCAUAAUGCUCUUCUGAGAGUGCUUAUUUAUGAACUUGUAUAUUUAUUUAUAACUUCAUUGUUAAUGCUGUGUACUAAUUUAUGAGCUGGAAUUGGAACACGUUAACACAUAGCUGGCCUGUGUGGAUCCAUUGUGAAGGAUUUUCUAAUAAUGUCUGUUGCUUCUAAUGGAAACUCAAAUAAUAAUGAUUGUGAAGAAUAAAGUGGAGACAAGCACUGCUGGGGAUAACAUAAGUGUAAUGUUAUCAUGGUGAUCAAUUGUAUUUGUAUUCUGUAUUAUCAGAAUUUUCUUUAAUGAUAUUAAGCACUUUGAAGUGACUCUGAAGCUUUUAUAUUUCUGCUGAAAGAGAUCAAACUGAAACCUGAUUAAUUAGUCAGAGGUGUAGCACAUCAUUGUGCAAAUCUACUGUAUUGGUUUUAUCGAUACACCAAAAGCUGACUAAAUGUCAGAUUUGUUGUUUCACUAGUUUAGACAAGUGAGCACUGUACAGUACAUGUUAAUGAUUAAUUGUAUUUAUGAAUGUAGUUUUACUGAUGUUUGUAAAGUGCAUAUUUAUUGACAAUUUUUAAUAAAAAAUG
Molecule: messenger RNA, 959 nt
Organism: Polypterus senegalus (gray bichir)
Lineage: Eukaryota; Metazoa; Chordata; Cladistia; Polypteriformes; Polypteridae
Product: interleukin-8-like
Exons: 4
Coding region: 70-372 (100 amino acids)
Biological process (GO): chemokine-mediated signaling pathway; antimicrobial humoral immune response mediated by antimicrobial peptide; neutrophil chemotaxis
Cellular component (GO): extracellular region
Molecular function (GO): CXCR chemokine receptor binding; chemokine activity
Source: RefSeq, a predicted model, not a curated record